UCUAGAAUUCGAAUUGGGCUAGGAUGGUGCCUCCUUCCACGCCCUCGAACUGACCAGUCACAUUGCCAUCGCCAGAUAGGCCUGGAAGGGAACAUAUGCGUUCGACCAAAGGAUUGGGUGCAGUGAUGCCAAUUCAUUUCAAAGCGUUCCAACAAUGAGCUGCCCUUGUUGAUGGUGGGGUCUGCCGCUGCUGCCACCUGGUUGGAUAGGGGCGGCGAUGUGACGCAAUGGGCAUGGAGGCGAUAGCAAGCCGCCUGCCGGCACUUCCUAUCCCAAACGCUGGCUUUGGCAGAUCAUGGUUGGAGUCGGAUCCUCGCCGAAGGCCUGGGAACAUAAGCAGCUUGACAUCCGGUUCCAAAAGAUUGUCGGGCAGUCAGCUUCCUUGCCACCUCUUCAUCGCACCCCCCUCUUGCGCGUUCUCUUUGAUACGUUCAUUGAGACGAGGCCCGCGGUGCAUGCUUCUGUCGCCGCCGGUGUCAUUGCUGCCGGGCACUUCACGAGUGCCGAGCAGGAAACACUUUCGCUCAAGCCGGCGGCGGCGCAAAUGGGACGGCAGGAUUUCUGCUCAGAAGAACGACGAUGUCGCGUCAGAGUAUCUGGAGUUGGAGAUGGAGAUUUUCCAGUUUAUGGAGACCUCCGGGCGGCCCGAUGUGUUUCCUUCGAAGCAAGAUUUGAUCGAUGCGGGGCGAUUAGACUUGGCUGACUUGGUGCAGAAACGGGGGGGGUGGCUGGCAGUCGGAUGGGAAGAUGAAAAUGAGGGCGACUUUUUUGAUACGUCGCAGUAUUCGGAUCCCUGGGAGGUUGGGCCGUCGUCGGACCCUUUUCAAUCAAAAGGGACUCAAUUCCUGGACCAGUUUGAAGGAAGCGGGUCGAGUCAAGUUUAUGCAUCAGCCCCGUCAAUCGGGGCGCGCGUCGGAGCCUAUGUAGGGCGGAAUCUAGGCAGUCAGGAACCUGAGGUUAGGGACUUAACCGGGGUUCAAACUUCAGGUUUAGGAAAUGCGGAUUCCGGUAUUGAGGCGUCACCUGAUGAGGUCAGUAGCGCUGACUUCAGCGGGGAGGCGCAGGGAUUGCCCGCAGUAGAAAGCUCCCCAAAAAUCCCAUCAGAACGCUUCUUCAUUCAACAACUAGACGCGAUCAGGGACAAGCUGUUAGCAAGUCUAGGGCUUGACUUUCCCCCUAUCGUGAUCCCAAAGUAUGGAAACCUCAACUCCAGUGCUAAGAGCCUAGAACUAGAACGGGAAAAGCCACCGAACGGCCCUCCAGAGAUUCUUGAAGCCCAGGAAUUAACAGCGGAAAUUAGUGGCACCCCAACAAAGAUAAAUCGAUAUGGACAAAGUGACUUCUUAAAGGAGUGGGCGGACAUCAUUGGCGAAAAUGGGCAGUCGUCAGAAGGUGGUCAAGGAACGGAGGGGCAGAGCGGCGAAGACUUGGAAGCAUCGGCUCACGAUACGGUGCCAGGUGGCGCUCAGGAAAUGGCGCCAGGCGUCGCGGUUACGGAUGGGCCCAGCGAAUUGCUAGCAGAAACGGAAAACGCAGCGGCUGCCAGGCUCGAAGCGCUUCUGGGGGGCGCAAGCGGAUUGGAGAGCGCAGGGGAAGGUGUCCGAUUGGAGGACCCAGCGACGGAAGACGCUCUUGACACUGAAACUACAUCGGAGGCUGGCGCGCUGAGUGGUCCUUCGGGGUUGUGGCAAGAAAACAGGGCGGCUGCCCUUGACUUGGACAGCAGUGCGAGCACGUCCGAUUUGUCGGGGGUCGACUUGCUGGACGGACAAGACGGAGGGGGGCGAGUGAUUGCAGAUAAAGAGGGGGAGGAAACAAAUGAAGAGGAGGGGGGGGGAAAAGAUGAAGCAGAGGGGCAAGAAAGAGCGAAUUUGAGUGAGGAAGAGGCGGGCGCGCCGGCUUCCCAGGAGGGCAGCAGAUUCGGAACGGGGGAGGCGAACUUGAGUCUAGAGGGAGAGGGAAGGGGUGACGAAAGUUCUGAAGCUGCAGAGAGCGAAGGGGACCCGGCCAGGAAAGGGAAACCCCCCAACUAUUGGCAGGACUUGGGCAACCUGCGGCGGGAGCUGCAAUCGGCGCAAGCGGCGCUCGGGUUGCCGGAUGACGUCAUCCCGUCGCGACGCCAGCUCAUCGCCAUCCGGCGCUGGGACAUCAUGCGCGCGGUGCGGAGGCAGGGGGGUUUCCAACAGGUGGCAGAGCGGUUAGGCGUGGGGGAGGAAAAGGUGAAAGAGGCAGGGGUAGACUCGCCAGGGGAGAAAGUGAAAGAGGUGCAAAAGGAGGAGCCAGCCCCAGCCCCGCAACCGCCUCCACCGGAUCUGUCUCCCUUAGGCCGCUUGCUUAACCUUCUUGGUUUAGGCCCAAAACCAGAUUCCAAACCGGAACCCGCAACCCCCGUGCGCGAACCGGACGCCUCCAGUAGUAUCAAAGAACUAGAUGCGGAAGAGGAUGAGAGGAUCGCGCAGGAUGAGCAGUCGGUCGCACAGCGCUUGAAAGAGACUGUGGCGUUGGAGAAUUGGGGUUGGAAAAAGGGGCGGAGGAGGGAGGAAAAGGAGGGGCUUCCGGGGGCAGACGAAGCGGACCGGCCGGAAGAAGGCUCUGCUGGAGGCUCCACCUCGAGGGAAGCGGAAACAAAAGGGGAAACGGAAACGGAAACGGCAACGGCAACGAAAACGGAGAGAGACACAGGCGGAGCCCUGCUGGGUCGGAUCCGCUCGCUCGAGCAGAGCCUCGCCUCGACGAGGGAAGCGCUGCAGCACGAUAGGGAGGCUUUGGUCGGAAACCGGGAGUUUCUACGGGAAAUGCGCUUGUCGACGUUGGACGAGCUCAGCCAGGUGAGCGACUCGCUCGAGUUCCGCGAGGACGAGAUGGCGCGCACCGCACGCAACCUGCGGCGCACGCAGGCCGAGAUGCGCGCGCUCGCGGGGAGCAUGGCGAGCGGGAGCCUCGGCGGGCCCGAGGCCGUGGACGCGAUCCUGGCCGGCCCGGGAAAUCCGGCGGGGAACCCGGAAGGAGUACCCGUCCAGCGGCGGAUGGUGCGCGUGGUGUGGCCGCACGAGGGGCGGGAGGUGGAGCUGGCGGGGUCGUUCGAUGGUUGGGAGGGGAAGGUGAAGAUGGAAAUGUCGAACGCCGGAGUCCAUAUAGCCACGCUCAAGCUCCCCCCCGGACGAUACGAGAUCAAGUUCAUCGUCGACGGCGUUUGGAGAGUUGACGCGCAACGCCUCAUCACUUACGAAGAUAACAACGAGAAUAAUGUACUGCAGGUAGUCUGAGGCGAGUGUCAAUGACAAUUGGUUCGGGUCUAGUGAGGCAAUCUUUGGUAAGUAGCAACCGUCGAUUGGGCCAUUUACUUUGUCCUCACCAGAUUUAGCCGAAUGCAUGAGCUUCACUGAAGGACGACAUGUCCCGCUGUUUGCUAUCAAGUGCUUUGAAAGCGCAAGCAGAAUAUGAAAGGAA
Klebsormidium nitens is the source of this 3450-nucleotide messenger RNA. The record is from the annotation of a GenBank genome assembly. NCBI's taxonomy places the organism in Eukaryota, Viridiplantae, Streptophyta, Klebsormidiophyceae, Klebsormidiales, Klebsormidiaceae.